AUGGAUAUAUCACAUCCUAACAAUUUUCUGCAACAGGAAGAACAUCGGUUAGCCACGUUCAGCGGACAUGAGAUAUUUCCCAUUGAUAUUAGGAAAUUGGCCGAAGCCGGAUUUUACAGUACGGACGCAGGGAAUAUUGUGAAGUGCUUUGAUUGCAAUUUGGAAGUUGAUGUUACAAUUCUCGCAGUGUCAGAUGACAUCGUUAAGAUUCACAGGGAGAUGAACCCUCAUUGCUCAUUCGCGUGCAAACUGGCCACUAGAGUAUACAGGAACAUGACGUUCGUCACCUACGAUUCUCUAAGAUACGAAGAACAGCGAUUAGGAACCUUCAUCGACUGGCCUCAUGAAUGGCUGAAACCGUCAGAAUUGGCGGUCGACGGAUUUUACCAUCUCAGGAAAAGGGAUUACUGUGCGUGUAUCUUCUGCAGAGGGAUAGUUGGAGCCUGGGAACGGGGUGACACGCCAAGAGGAGAACAUCAGCGCCAUUUUCCUCACUGUCCCUUUAUUAGGGAUCAGCCAGUUGGAAAUGUUCCCAUUAUUCUUGGCAAUAUUUUAGCCAGGUUACCGGCACUACAUGUGAGUCUGGACGAUUGCAGAUCGUCAAGACGUGUUAAGGCCGACGUUUGCGGAUUAUCGUCAAGACACAUGGCCGGAUCAUAUCCCGAAUGCAGAGGAUCUCUGGAGGGAAUUGGUCUCUCCCAGCAUUCUGGACCGACACGAAGUGAUUUCAUGACAGUAGAUAGCCGAUUGGAGACCUAUGUCGAAUGGCCUGAGGAUAUUGGUCUGCAUAUACAAGAUCUUGCCGAAGCUGGAUUUUUCUACUGUGGUCUGAGUGAUCAUGUUCGCUGUUUCCACUGCGGUAAGGGUCUUCGCAAUUGGAUAUCUAGCGAUAUACCUUGGAAGGAACACGCUAGAUGGUAUCCUACAUGCAGAUUUGUUUUAUUGAUGAAAGGCCAGGACUAUAUCAAUAAGGUCCAGCAAGAAUAUCCACCAUACACCCGCAUAGCAAGUACUAUAUAUUCGGGUAUCGAUAAAGCUGCUUCCGGUAGCAGUAAUAAUCCAACGGAGGUGCAAUCCAUAUCCGAACAAGAAUUGGAUCUAUUGAUGAGUUUGGAUAUCGCCAAGGGUGUACUGAGACUGGGAUUUCCUAGUUAUAUAGUCAGGGCCACCCUUAAAGAUCGGGUUGAACAAACCGGCGAACCGUAUAUCAGUAUACAGCCUUGUCUUGAAGAUGUCAUACAGAGAAUGAACGAAACAGAGAAUCAGGUUGCAGAUAAUCGUUCUGAAAGUACAGAGUGUGAGCCGUCAUCUGGCGAGACUGAUAUUUUAUCUUCGAUAUCUGAACAACAAACUUUUGUAUUCCCAUCUACGUCUGGAACCAUGGAGAAUCGGGUUGCAAAUAUUCAGUCGCUUCCAUCCGAAUCUACCGAGGUUGAACUAUUAUCUCAACAACAAGUUUCUAUAUUGCCAUCUACAUCUGAAAUAAGACGACAUCAAGCUUCGGUAUUUCCAUCUACAUCUGAAAUGAUACGACAACAAGCUAUACCCUCUACUGCACCUCUGACUACAACGUUAUCAUCAUCAUCAUCUGAACGAGAAAAUACCGAAACUGAAACAAAGCAUAUUUUGCAAAUAGUCGAAGAAUUCAUAUCGCAGACUAGUGAAGAAGAAGAGGAGGAAUAUGAGGAAGAAAAAGAAUUCAAGUCAAAACAAUCUUAUGAACAGCUGAAAGAGGAACUCGAACAGAUGCGUGAAAAUCGCACAUGUAAAGUGUGCAUGGACAGUGAAAUAACUGUAGUGUUCCUUCCAUGCGCACAUAUGGUUACGUGUGCUUCCUGUGCUGUAUCCCUGAGACAGUGCCCCAUCUGUAGAAGUGACAUCAAAUAUGCAUUGAAAGUCGAAGUCAGACCAAAUUAUGAAACCAAUACCAUCGUGAGAGGGAGAAUACAAAGAAAUGACGAUCGCAUUGCUAUUGGUGAAGAACCUGUAAAUACUAGCGACAUCUAUAACGGCGGAAAGGAGGAUACAAAGAGUAAAUUGUUCAACCUACAAUGGUUAUUCAAUGUAACUGACAUACAAAACCAAAAGUUCAAGAAAUGUCUGGGUAUCAUAUAUGAUAGCAUAGAUGUAGGCAAUAUGCUACCCACCACUAGUCUAGGUCAGAAGAGCAAACCACUUGACUGGUACUAUCGAAUUAUGAAUACUGAUAUUGUCCCACUCGAUCAACAUAACGGGUAUUCAGAGUAUAGACAAUGUCACCUGCAAUGGAUGUCGAUGUUAGUGCAGUACCAGCGGGCACGGAGGAAAAGAAAUGUGUUGCGCGAUGAGGUGAAUAUAUUCCCAUCUCUUCAUCUGCAGAUAUCGAUCUCUCACUCGCUCAAUUGCCCACUCACUGCUGAUCCAACCCAGCCCUACAAAAGUAGCAUCAUGAAUAGCUACAGCAUGAAAUGUGAAUUGGAUGUUGUAAGGUGUUUCUCCUGUCAAAUUAACAUAUAUGGAUGGCAGCACAAUGAUGAUCCUAUAAGUGUUCACGCCCAAUGGUCUCCUGAUUGUGAAUACAUCCAGGCUAUAGUUGAUGAUAACUUCAUUGAUAGUGUACGGGAUAAGAGAUAUGAUAUAUUAGUCGAUCCAAAUGUUUAUCAAACACUGAAGGACUGUGGAAUUCCUGAUUAUAUUAUACGGCAUGCACAUCGCAGACAUAUAAUUCAGAGUGGUGAACUUUUUACAAAUGCUGCCCAGUGUUUGUCGGUUAUCGAGAAACUGUAUAAUUUCAAAGACAAGCAGAAUCACGGGUAG
Penaeus indicus is the source of this 2796-nucleotide messenger RNA. Its product is annotated as baculoviral IAP repeat-containing protein 2-like. Bases 1 to 2796 code for a protein of 931 amino acids. The record is from RefSeq and is a predicted model, not a curated record. The transcript has 10 exons. Lineage: Eukaryota; Metazoa; Arthropoda; Malacostraca; Decapoda; Penaeidae. Gene Ontology annotation, cellular component: cytoplasm; nucleus.